Wasmannia auropunctata (little fire ant) is the source of this 1166-nucleotide messenger RNA. RefSeq names its product probable U2 small nuclear ribonucleoprotein A' (gene U2A). The transcript is spliced from 4 exons. The coding region runs from base 124 to 864 and encodes 246 amino acids. Gene Ontology annotation, biological process: mRNA splicing, via spliceosome. Gene Ontology annotation, cellular component: U2 snRNP. The record is from RefSeq and is a predicted model, not a curated record. Lineage: Eukaryota; Metazoa; Arthropoda; Insecta; Hymenoptera; Formicidae. Gene Ontology annotation, molecular function: U2 snRNA binding; protein binding.
ACGCCUGCGACGCGAGGAGCACGAGAAGCGAGGCGACAAGUCCCGGUCGUGCUGUUCAUUUGAAAAAGAGAUCGUUAUAAGAACAGUGAGGAUACUGGGGAUUCGACCAGCAAUCCGCUCGCGAUGGUGAAAUUGACGCCGGAGCUCAUCGAGCAGUCGAUGCAGUACAUUAAUCCGGUGCGAGAUCGCGAAUUAGAUCUCCGAGGAUAUAAGAUACCCACUAUUGAGAAUCUGGGCGCGACCUUGGAUCAAUUUGACACGAUAGACUUCUCCGACAACGACAUACGCAAGCUGGACGGCUUUCCGCUGUUGAACAGGAUAAAGACCCUGUUCUUCAACAACAAUCGCAUCGUCAGGAUCGGCGACGGGCUGGAGCAGUGCAUACCCAACCUGCACACGCUGAUGCUGACCGGCAACAUGAUACAGGAGCUGGGCGACCUGGAGCCGCUGAUACCGCUGAAGAACCUCACGAACCUGUGCCUGCUGCAGAACCCGGUGUCCGCCAAGCCGCAGUACAGGCAGUACAUCGUCUACAGGUUUCCGCAGCUCAGGCUGCUCGACUUUCGGAAGAUCAAGCAGGCGGAGCGCGAGGCGGCGACGGAAUACUUCAGGAGCAAGCGCGGCAAGGAGAUGGCGCGCGAGAUAGCGAAGAAGGUCAAGGCGCAGACGACGGGCGCGGCGGCGGACAAGCCCUUGACCACGCCCGAGGAGCGCAACAAAAUUCGCGAGGCCAUUACGAACGCGUCUUCCCUGGAGGAGGUGCAGAGGCUCAGUAAACUGCUGCAGGCCGGUCACAUACCCGGCGAGGAGCGAUUGCAAAAUGGUAGUGGAGCUGCGGAGCCUAUGGAAGAGGAUGACGAUUAAAUUAUCAUUUUUUAAGUCCGAAAUAAAUUCCCUGUUGUAAGUAUUCAGCUUGACGGGAGGAAGGGCGUGAAAAUAGUACAUAUAUAAAUAUAUAUAUGAUGCUGAAAAAGAGUUGUAUACUACACGGAGCUACCACCAUUACCUUUAAAGUAAAAUGCAGAUAUUGCUUUUUUUGUAAAAAUAAAAUAUGGAGAAUAGCCUGGAAGCGAUUUUCAUAAUUACUCCUCAUUAUUACACUGAAACGUUAUUAAUAUAUUGAUAUGUUUAUUUCAGCAAAGUCAAUAAAGAAUUUUUUGAAGCGA